This is a messenger RNA of Drosophila serrata, 1150 nucleotides long. RefSeq lists its product as uncharacterized. The record is from RefSeq and is a predicted model, not a curated record. NCBI's taxonomy places the organism in Eukaryota, Metazoa, Arthropoda, Insecta, Diptera, Drosophilidae.
UAAACUUAUUUCCGAUCUGAGCUUGGAGCUGACAACACAAUCCACGGAAAUAAAUCAGCAAUCAGCAGCAGCAGCAGCAGCACCAUUGGCCAUGAAGUGCACUUUGCUAACUACCUUGCUGGCGACCCUGGUGGUCUCUACUUUGGCGGCUCCCUUCGACUUGGGUGAUAUCUUCUCCAGCUUCCAGCCGCUGGAGAAGCAGGAUGUGGUCAAACGCCAGGUUCAGGUGCAGGCCAAUCCCGAUGCCGAGCUGAAGCAGAUCUCAUUCCAUGGCCUUAUCGGUGACUUAGAGGACAGUCUGUUCCAGUCAGCGCUGAGUCUGCAUCAGGCCAGUGCCCCUGGCACCGUGGUGGAGGAAGUAAAGCCUGGCCAGGUUGUGGAGGAGGAUGAGGAUGAGCAUGCGCUGACCAAGCGUUCUGAUGAGUCCACACCAGCUACCACUGACUCUGAUGGCUCAACAGAUGAUGGCUUGGCUCGCAAGAUUCUGCUGCAGACCACCAGGAAGGUGCCUGGGAGCGAGGAUGGUGUUCCCGCUCACCUCAUCAUUGAUCAUGUCUCCGUGCAGCCGCAUAAUGGUGGCGCCCUGCCCCUGAUUCCCACCUUCCAGGUGCACCACACUAAGCUAAUUUCGGCCACCAUCAAGGAGGAUUCGAAUAGCGACAGUAGCGAUGGCAAGCAGACCAAGAUUAGCAUUACCAAGACCUCGAUUACAUCGACGGCGCCGCUGGAGAGUGUGGAGGAGGCGCUGGCCGCCACUUCAGGGGCCACCUCAAGCUCUAGCUCUACGAGCACCACUACAGAGAGUUCCACCACAAAGGCAGCUCAGGAGAAGGAGCAGACGGAGGCGGACAAGCCAAGCUCCACCACCGUUCUGACCAUUGUGACUAGCUCCAGCUCCAGUUCUAGUUCCAGCUCUACCUCGACAAGCACCACCACUACCACCACUGAGGCACCCAUUGAGAAGCUGAAGAAGGACGAGGAGAAGCUCAAGGAGAAGGUGGCCGAGGUGGAGGCCGAUCCCAUCAUCCUUUCGGCUCGCGUUUAAAGCAAGCCGACCUUUUGAACUAGUUGUAGCCCAUCCAAUCUCAUCCCCAAACUCACAUAUUUAUGACACGCCAAGUUCAAUUAAAGUCAUGUGAUCCGAUCUUUA